AUGACUUCUUCAGCUUCAGCUUCGGCAACGAAGAUUCAUCUCGUCCCUGCUACGGACUCUGGUGUUUUCAAUGCUGGUGUUAGGGAGGAUACGGCGCGGGUUACUAGUGAGCUUUUGCAGGAUGAUAUGGAGAAACAUCAUGUUUUCUUCAAUGAUAUGGGAUUUCACAAUCACAUACCCCACCACCUAUUGAGUAUCUAUGCUCUAGGUGCCAGCCCUGAACAUAUAAAGAACGCCUACAAUCAGAAUGUGAGCUAUCAAAGACCUGCGAAACCCGUUGAUCCAGGUGUUGUUCAGUCUAUGUGUGAAGUGGAUGGGUUCCGGGCUGGACUUGGAAUGGAGAAGAAUUAUUCCAAUUACUUGGCGUUUUUCCAGGGUGAGAUUGACGCCAAGGGUGUUGGGGAUGUUCUUGCGGAAUAUCUUUUUGCUGGGGAUGAGAGGGCCGAGAAUAUGCUAUGUCGCUUGUUUGGUGGCUUGAUUCACCCGCUUAUCCACCUCUGCUUUGGAUUGGAGUUUAACCAGCCUGCGAUUGUGGCUCAGGGUUUAGCCCAGGCAGCUGUGCAUGACGACUGGCUUGGUCGGGCUUUCUUCCUUCCUGCUGAGAAGAUGUCUGCUGGUGUUGGUGUGGCUGGCAAGAAGUCAUUGCUUGAGCUGUUGAACGAGUGUCGGGCGGAGAAGACUCUCGUUGACAGUGUUAAGUGGGCGGAUUCCAAUAAAAUCAAGGAUGGUGUGAUGACCAGAGCUCCGGAGCAGAUGCUCAAAAUUGCCGCUCAGUUCACAGUCUCGGAAGAUCAAGUGGAAGAGAGACUGGCAGAUAUGAUUAACACAGUUGUCUACUACACCAGCGCUGCACAGCGUUCAACCCGAGAAAUGAGACUUGACUUCUUCUUCAUCCACUGUGUCAACUCAUCCAUUUUCUUGUCCAAGAUCGUCAACCUCCCAUACCUGGGCCAGCGAUCAAAGUUGCGCCUGAUGGAAUGGAAAGGACGCAUCGACCUAUUAAUGUAUGUCUCACGCGGGACACCAGAGCUCUUCGUAGACGAGGUAGCCAAAUACCCCAUCAAGGAAGACUGGCCCCAGAUCUUCGAACGUGCCGUAUCCCAUAGCACCGACGACGGACAUCUAGCCAAGCUGGCCCGAGCAGUGGCACAUGGCCAGCGGGUCUGCCAAGGGAUCGAGAAUAAGAUGCCGAUCAAUGGAGAUAUGUGGCUGAGAAUCGGGAACAUCGCUGUCGACUCCACCGUUGGGGAGGGUCAGAAUGGCAUGUGGAUCAGAUCCACUGGCUUUGAUGAGGCUUGGGAAUCUCAGGGACAUGACCAUAUGUGA
Molecule: messenger RNA, 1326 nt
Organism: Penicillium antarcticum
Lineage: Eukaryota; Fungi; Ascomycota; Eurotiomycetes; Eurotiales; Aspergillaceae
Product: questin oxidase family protein
Exons: 5
Coding region: 1-1326 (441 amino acids)
Molecular function (GO): oxidoreductase activity
Source: RefSeq, a predicted model, not a curated record